AUGCAAACCAAGCACUUUUUCUCAGAUCCGACCCAUCUGGUCCAGACGGCACUGAACUCGCUCACUCUCACAAACCCUUCCCUCGCAUUUGACCGCCAAAACAAGAUCAUCUUUCGCCGCCCGGAAGUUGUCAAGAAGUCAAAAGUCGCCAUUGUGUCCGGUGGAGGUUCCGGCCAUGAACCCGCUUUUGCUGGAUAUGUCGGCCAGGGUCUCCUAGAUGCCUCUGCGGCGGGGACAAUCUUUGCUUCCCCGUCCGCGGAACAAGUCCGCAUUGCUGCGAUGGACCGUGUCAACAAUGAGCAGGGCGUGCUUAUCAUUCCCAUGAACUACACCGGUGAUGUUCUGAACUUCGGUAUGGCUGCGGAGAAGGCUCGCGCAGCUGGUAUAAAGACUGAGUUCUUUGCGAUCAAUGAUGAUGUCGGUGUUGGCAAAGAGAGAGGUGGCAAAGUUGGUCGCCGUGGUAUCGGAGGUGGUAUCUUUAUUUUGAAGAUUGUCGGGGCUCUAGCAGAGGCUGGGUAA
Messenger RNA from Aspergillus calidoustus, 519 nucleotides. NCBI's taxonomy places the organism in Eukaryota, Fungi, Ascomycota, Eurotiomycetes, Eurotiales, Aspergillaceae. The record is from the annotation of a GenBank genome assembly.